CCUCCCCUGUCCUCACCUCCUCUAGUCUGUCUAUCUCAGCUUCUUGAAAAUCGACAAGAUCAGAAACAUGGAAAGUUCAAAAGGAAAAGGGAUAAGAAUGGUUGCCGGAGCAUACUACAUACCAAAGAAAGACCAGGCUCUACAACUGAUCAAGGCGAGGAUGCCUACUUCCUCUGUGAAGAAAAAGAAGCCAUUGGUGUGGCCGAUGGGGUGGGUAGCUGGAUCCUCCAGGGCGUGGACUCCGGAGAAUAUGCCCUGCAGCUCAUGGAUAACGCUUGAGGCUAUCCUAUCAAUGGAGCCAGACGACGGAAACGUUGAUGAUCGGAUCUUGAAAAGAGUUUUGGAUCAAGCUUUCUCAAACACCAAGGCCAAAGGGUCAUCAACGGCUUGCAUAAUCAAACUUAUAGACAAUAUAUUUACGAUCGAGGUAGAAUCAGGAGACAUCCUAGUAGUCGGCACGGUCGGGCUGUUUGAUAACGUGUUUGACAAGGAAAUUAGGGAUGUUGUAAAAAUGGCGGUUGAGGUGGGAUGCAAUCCACGGCAGGUGGCUUGGGCGGUAGCCGAGCAUGCUUAUGACAAAUCCAUGAACAGAACAGCCUAUACACCAUUUAUGCAAGCUUCUUUAGCCUCUGGAAGAAGAUUUUUAGUUGGAAAAGUCGAUGAUAUAACUGUUAUCGUUGUUAAUAUUGUUGAUGCUUAG
Juglans regia (Persian walnut) is the source of this 700-nucleotide messenger RNA. RefSeq names its product probable protein phosphatase 2C 80. NCBI's taxonomy places the organism in Eukaryota, Viridiplantae, Streptophyta, Magnoliopsida, Fagales, Juglandaceae. The record is from RefSeq and is a predicted model, not a curated record. The coding region runs from base 68 to 700 and encodes 210 amino acids. The transcript has 3 exons.